GAUGAGUUGACGUUUGUUUUUAAUCCAAGAAGAUUGGAAUUGCGAAUUGUUUUGCGUUAUUUUUUAUAAUUUAUCCUUUAAUUAUUGUAGACUGUUUUAAUUUUAUCGUAGUGGAAACACAUUAAGGAAUCAAAUUACACAAUUAGAUAAAAUGACUACUCAGCUUUCUAAAGAAGACAUCGAAUCUGUUUUUCAUAGAUUAAGGGCCAUUCAAUCCAAUAAGGUUUGCUUUGACUGUGGGGCAAAUAAUCCGACAUGGUCUAGUGUUACUUAUGGAGUAUUUCUUUGCCUUGAUUGUUCAGCAGUGCAUAGAAGUUUGGGAGUGCAUUUAAGUUUUGUGAGAUCAACUCAACUGGAUACUAACUGGACUCAGUUGCAAAUUCGUCAAAUGCAGUGCGGUGGUAAUGCUGCAGCUAUGCAGUUUUUUAUUAUUCAUAAUUGCAAUACAAAUGAUGCCCAAAAAAAAUACAACUCAAGAGCUGCUCAAUUGUACAGAGAGAAACUUAGCCAAGCUGCCGUUAAUUCACUAAAAACUAAUGAUCAGCUUCACUUCUCACAAGAAAAGGAGGAGUCAACUGCGGUCAAAGCAGAACAGCCAGACUUUUUUACAGAACAUGAAUUAUUUGGAAGCAGCAAUUUAAGCUGCGAUUCACCUAAAACAAAAGCUGAGGUCGUUCCAAAUACACAAGAAAAACCCAGUUCGUUGGGUAGUUCUGCUGGUACAGAGCUAAGAAAAUCAACACUGGGUACUAGAAAACCAGCAGCCAAAAAAAGCAUGCUCGGAGCGAAACGCACUGGUUUAGGAGGAGGACUAGGGGCAACGAAAGUUAAAACUAAUUUUGCCGAACUUGAAAGAAAAGCUGAACAGGCCGCAGAAGAAGAAGAAAAGUCGAAGUUGGAAAUGGAAAUUGCAAACAAACGAGCUGUCGAAGAUUCCGAAAGAGCCGAAGCUGCAAUUCGCCUUGCAUACAAGGAGAGAGAAGAAACGGAACGGAAAAUGACCGGAGACAAAGUGGCGCAAGUGGAAAGAUUAGGAAUGGGCGUUUCCAGAGGUUCUAGAGGUGGUGUCUCGCAUUCUGCUUUCAGUGAUAUGCAAGUUAUAGAACAGGAAAAGCCUGCUUCAAGUUCCUCCAAAACACUUGACGCCUUAGGAAGAUUAACGUUAAACGACAGUCCAGACUAUUUUGACGACUAUAUUAAUGGCACCGGUGUAUACGCCUCAUCGUCUGUUAGCAGUAAAGACAGCUGGGUUGUGGUCGAUGACCAACCCGAGCGACGCUCUGUGCAUUCAAACGAUAAUGGUGUUGAGACUGUCAUAGAAAAAUCACGCGGUCGUAUGCCAAAAAGCCAACCAGAUCUAAGUUCAGAUGAAGCACAGAGAAAAUUCGGUAAUGCAAAGGCCAUUUCUUCGAGCCAGUUCUUUGGUGAUAAUGAUGCCGACGCUGAAACGAAGGCCAGUCUAAAUAGAUUUCAGGGCUCAAAUAGUAUCUCUUCAGCGGAAUUUUUCGGAAGAAACGAAGAACCUAGAGGAGGCGGUGCAGCGGCCCAUUUACCUGCUUAUGAUUUAGAAGAUGUUAAAGAAAGCGUUCGUCAAGGGGUUACACGUGUAGCUGGCAAAAUUGGAUCUUUAGCUAGUGGGAUUGUGACUUCGAUACAGGAUAAAUAUGGAUAUUAGCAGAAACUCAUUCGGCUUAUCAUGGCCGUUAGUUGAUUACAUCUAAAGCAGUUAUGAGAGGUAAAAUGUUUAUUUCCCAAAAAAAAAAUAGAAUGUAAGGCAGGACUAUAUUAUUAUGCUUAUGUAUUACUUAUUAAACUAACUUCUUUAUCGCUGUUAAAAAAUAAAGCAAAAUUUAAAUAUA
Anthonomus grandis grandis is the source of this 1859-nucleotide messenger RNA. It is a transcript of the gene ArfGAP3, whose product is annotated as ADP-ribosylation factor GTPase-activating protein 2. Gene Ontology annotation, biological process: COPI coating of Golgi vesicle. Gene Ontology annotation, molecular function: GTPase activator activity. The transcript has 10 exons. Bases 152 to 1675 code for a protein of 507 amino acids. Lineage: Eukaryota; Metazoa; Arthropoda; Insecta; Coleoptera; Curculionidae. The record is from RefSeq and is a predicted model, not a curated record.